Molecule: messenger RNA, 828 nt
Organism: Theileria annulata
Lineage: Eukaryota; Apicomplexa; Aconoidasida; Piroplasmida; Theileriidae
Product: extensin (proline-rich protein), putative
Exons: 3
Coding region: 1-828 (275 amino acids)
Source: RefSeq, a predicted model, not a curated record
AUGUCUGGUAAUUAUUAUAGGAGUCGUUCGAAUAGUCCUCAAAGGGACUGGAAAUAUCGUAACAAAUACUUUGACAACCAUAACAAUAAAACUUUCCCUAAAGAUAAUAACUUUAAACGGUAUAAAACCUAUAAAGAUGACUUAAGAGGUCUUAAUUUUGAGGAUCCACGAUAUAGAAGAGGACAAUCGCCCUAUGAUAAAGUCAGGAAAUUCCGUACUCCAGACUAUUCAACAAGUGAUCCAAACUACAAUCCCACUCCACCAGAGCCCAAUUUAACUUAUAUUCCACAUGAACCUGGUCUAACUUAUAUUCCUCCAGAACCUAAACAAUUUACAAUUCCUCCAGAACCAAGUCAGUUUACAAUUGCACCAGAACCCGGUCAGUUUACAAACCCUCCAGAACCUAAACAUUUUAACCCAAGUGAUGAUCCGAUAUCUUAUAUCCCUAUCCCAAAAGAUGAAAAUACUGAAACAACCUUGACUAAGAUUUCAGAAGAUAAACCUAACGAAUGGAAUGGAUUUCCAUUUCCAAAGCCUUACAAAGACCUAAAGAAAUAUUUUGACCCAAUGCCAAAAAUGGGAACAGAGUUCCCACCAAACCUUUAUUUCCCAGUUGAUGGAACAAAAAUUCGUAGAUACAAAGCUUAUAAACCUUAUAAUGAUCCACUAAAGAGGUUUAUUGAUGCAGAUGAGUUGUCUAAUGCCUUGAGGGUUACAAUGUUUCGAGAAUACGAAUUCUUUAAAAACAAAUUAGAGGUUUCUAAUUUAUUGAUUAAUUUUUUUCAGAUGGCUCGAAUUAAUGUACAGAUGUCCUCACUAAUACCUUAA